Callorhinus ursinus (northern fur seal) is the source of this 6304-nucleotide messenger RNA. NCBI's taxonomy places the organism in Eukaryota, Metazoa, Chordata, Mammalia, Carnivora, Otariidae. The record is from RefSeq and is a predicted model, not a curated record.
CAGAAAGGGAAACCCCGGCGGGGAGACUCGGCCCCAAAAGCGGCGGCCAUUGGAGGUGGCUGCGGCAGCUGAUGUGGCCUCAUGGAUGAGCUGGUACAUGACUUAGCCUCAGCCUUGGAGCAGACAUCUGAGCAGAAUAAGCUUGGUGAGCUGUGGGAGGAGAUGGCCCUGAGCCCUCGCCAGCAGAGGCGGCAGCUUCGCAAAAGGAGAGGCCGCAAGCGCCGUUCAGACUUCACUCACCUGGCAGAGCAUACCUGCUGCUACAGUGAGGCCUCUGAGUCCAGUCUCGAUGAGGCCAUUAAGGACUGUCGAGAAAUGGCCCCUGUUGCCAAUUUUAGUGACUCUGAUGACACAAUGGUAGCCAAACGGCACCCAGCUCUCAAUGCCAUGGUUAAGAGUAAGCAGCACUCUUGGCACGAAUCUGACUCCUUUACCGAAAAUGCACCAUGUCGACCGCUCCGGCGCCGGCGGAAGGUGAAGCGAGUGACAUCAGAGGUGGCUGCCAGCCUCCAGCAGAAGCUCAAGGUGUCAGAUUGGAGCUAUGAGAGAGGCUGCAGGUUCAAGUCUGCUAAGAAGCAGCGUCUGUCCCGCUGGAAAGAGAAUACUCCCUGGACCUCCUCAGGUCAUGGGUUGUGUGAGUCAGCAGAAAAUAGGACUUUCCUAAGCAAAACAGGAAGGAAAGAAAGGAUGGAGUGUGAAGCAGAUGAACAAAAACAGGGCUCUGAUGAGAACAUGUCAGAAUGUGAAACCAGCAGUGUGUGUAGCAGCAGUGACACAGGGCUCUUUACCAACGAUGAAGGACGGCAAGGGGAUGAUGAGCAGAGUGAUUGGUUCUAUGAGGGAGAAUGUGUCCCAGGAUUCACUGUCCCUAAUCUUCUGCCGAAGUGGGCUCCUGAUCAUUGCCCUGAAGUAGAAAGAAUGGAUUCUGGACUGGAUAAACUUUCCGAUUCCACAUUCCUUUUACCUUCUCGACCAGCUCAAAGAGGGUACCAUGCCCGCUUGAAUCGUCUGCCUGGAGCUGCAGCUCGAUGCCUCAGAAAGGGCCGAAGACGGCUUGUUGGGAAGGAGACCAGCAUAAGUACUGAGAGAAUAGGCCACAUCAUUAGUGACCCUCGGCAGAAGGAAAAGAAUAAAGCAUUGGCUUCUGAUUUUCCUCACAUUUCUGCUUGUGCCCAUGAGUUUAAUCCCCUGUCUCCCCUUUACUCCUUGGAUGUUCUCACUGACGCCUCUCACCGAAGAUGUUCACCAGCACACUGCUCUGCCAGACAGGCAAACAUACACUUGGGACCCCCAUGUUCACGUGACAUCAAGAGGAAACGGAAACCUGUGGCCACAGCAUCUCUGUCCAGCCCAAAUGCAGGGGAGUAUUAUUUGGCCUUGAAAAGGAAGGAAACUUUGACAUGCUACAGCAUGGAUGAAGACAUAAUACUAGGUGAAAUAAGCCAGACACGGAAGGAUAAAUCCUAUAUGAUUCCAGUUAUAGGAGGUACCUCAAAUGGUCAAAUAUGUGGAGACAGCAGAAUAAUGGUUGCCAGGGCUGGGGAAGGAGGAGAGCGGCAGUUACUAUUUAACAGUUCACGUGGAUGUAGUGGAACCAACUACACCAGCAUCGCAGGUCCAGAAAUCUCCAAACCCUGAGUGGUUGAUCAGGACCUCUGCCACAGAGAAAGCUACUGACUCAGCUGCAGCUACGUUUUUUAAAAUGCCACCAGAAAAGAGCCCUGGAUACAGCUAGAGAGCAGGAUUCCACCCACCAGGAGCUACUGGGUGUUGUGAAACGCAUCCCAGACUUGGUACCGCAGUCUUGUGUAUUGUAAUUGACAUUCCCAAUCCUUUAAUUGCCAGGAUGACCCUUCUUUCAAACAAAGCAGUGGACUCUUUCUCUUAGAAAAUCAUGUUGUGGAAAUCUGUUUUUUUUUUAAAGUUAGUAAAGUAUUGCAGCAACAAUUUUUUUAAAAAAAGGUCAUCCUAUGCUAUAUUUGUUACAUUGCUGUCAUUGUCCCAACAGCUAUCUACAGUUCCGUUUACAGAGCUGUUGCUUUUUGCAGGUAUGUCUCUUUUCUUGAAAAACUAGUAACUCCUUUUGCAUACUUUACAUGUAGAGCUUUUAAUAUCAUUUGAGGAAGUCCCAAAUUUGUAGCCAGUUCUAGACAGAUGUAAACAGAGUUGAGACCUGUGUGUGGAAUUGUGUUUACAGGAGAUAGAGUUUGCCUUUGAGCCUGGUCUUGAUUCACUGAGAGUGCCAAUAAGCCAAAUUCGCCAAGUUCUCAUUUGGGAGCCUCAGAGGAGACACCAGCAACACGGACAGUGGAAGCCUCUUCCAUUUUUCUGGAUGGCCUCAUGGGAUCUCCGGCAGCUGGACUGUACUUUGCCUCAUCUCCAGAGUUGGUGUUCUCCCGCAGGAGGAUAUGUACAUUCAUAAUGUAAUGAAGAAAUGGUUUCGUUGUUCAGCAAACUUAAAAUAGUCAGUGGAUUGUGUCUUAAUACUUCAUGUCACAGUGUAAGCUUUUAUGUAUGAAAUGGGACUUUUUAUUGUUAGCUUAUAGGUCAAUAACCUGCAGCAGAAAUUCACACUCUAUUAUAAUAAUGGCUUCUCGGGGACAUACUUUGGGGAGAAAAAUGUCUUUUUGACACACCUUUAUACUUGGCGUGUUUAUGACGGCUCAGCUACAUGUGGCGUUAUAUAUACGGCCAUGCCUGAAGUUGGAUGCUACUUUGUCAAAAUGAGGAAUAAGUGACUGCCUGGAGCUGCUGGAGAAAAGCCACCCUUUCUAAAAAAGUAUUAUCCAGAGUGUCUGUCAUUUGUGGCCUGGUUGACAGAAGGGUUCUUUUUUGUACGAAUUGAGUACAUUUGCUCUGAAAUACAGAGAAACUGUUCUCUAAGUGCCCACUUCUCUGUUAACGUUCCAGAGGAACUCCCAGCCCUGCCCCUGGAUAUCUUCUGUGCUUGAAUUAGGUGCCGAGUGGGACAGAGCCUCCUUUCCCUGAAGUGCAGCUGUCCCUUUUCCUCAUACACCAUGUGAGGGUCGGCUGCUCUGUCAUGUUCCCUUUAAAAAUGAUAGUCCUUAACUAUCAGUGCUAACUCCAGGAUUUCCUUGUUGAUGGGUGGAUGUGAAUCUAGUUGGAAGGGGGGACUUGAAGCUAAUUUAAAUGGCGCUUUCUUUAAGAGGGAGAACACGUCAAUUGUCCAUAACAAGGAGUCUGGUGGAGGGAGGGGCACAUGGAGAUUAUGAAGUGAGGAGUAGCAUUAAAGCCAAACCAGCAUCCCCAGGAGCCACCCCUAGUUCUCCUUUUGUCCACUGGGGCUGCAUCCAGAGCAGUAUAGAAAAUAAAAGUGCCUGUUGAAAUAAAAUAAAAAAAUAAAAUGGCACUACCAAAUUGUUUUAUUGAUGAAGGGGGGUUUUAUUGUCAUAUGUGCAUUCUUACCUAGUUCCCAUCAUGUCCUGAGACACAUUUCUAACAUAUUUGUUGGAUUCAAGGGGAAAAAAUCCAUGGACAUAAUUUUAUUUUCUUUGCACUAAGCUCUGGCUCUUGCAGAGAUGGGUCCUGUGAUCAUGACCUAUUCAGAUCUCCACAGUUCAGAUAGAAUCUUGUUGCCUGGCAAUUCUCCUUUCUACCUGUGAUUACAAAUAAUUUAUAUAUAUGACUUUAUUUACAUUUUAAACAUCGCUAGGAUGUACUGCCAUUUUAGAGAGAGAAGAAUGGUCACAGAGUUUAGCGACUUGCCCCAAAAUCACAUGAUCAAGCCAAGACUAAAAUCCCAGACUUUCGGACUUCCUCUGCCCUGGGUUAUAAUCUUUUGAUUUUCCUUGGUAGACCUGAGUCACUCUGAGACCCAUAAUUUUGAAACAGUGUGUCAUGAAUGUUUAUCAUCUUUCUUGGGCAUGCUUUUCUACAUAUUUUGAAUACAUCCCAUGGGGAUUAUCCAAAAAUGCCAUAUCUGCCUGUAAUAAGUGGGGAAGAAAAUUAAUUGCCUAAGAAAUAGCUAUUAAUACCUUGCAACACAGGGUUGUAAAUUGUGCUCCUCAUUUUAAGCUGCUGCAUGAGCAUGCUGACAGAAUUAUUAACCAACUUACUUUGCUUGUUUUCUAUAUGAGUCAGUUCCAGAGGAAUAAACUUGGAAUUGAGUGUUUUUUGAAUCAUAAAUUUUAAAUUUCUUUUUUAUAUAGCAAAGUGUAUGAUGUCAUACAUUGAGUAAAGUCUGUUACCUUUCAACAAAAGAUACAAUUUCAAAAUCAGGUUUUGUAGUCUCUUGAAAAAACUGAUAGCAUGACUUCCUUUGAGGAUAAUCAUUGAGCUCGUGUGUAUUUGAUCUGCCUAGAAGUAGUAACUGAAGCUGAGUUCCACAGUUCUUACUUAUUUCAGGCUUCUGAUUUAUCCUAGCUGGCUACACAGUCUGCCUGUCUGAAUCCUAAUCUUCUGUAUUUUCCACAAGGAGCAAAAGUCAAGACAUUAUCCACUUACAUGAGCAUCAUUCAUAGAAAUUAGUUUUGCUUAUGAGUUUCAGGGAAUUUGAGAUUAUUUUUCAGAUGCAGCAUUUUAAAGGGAACAAGUUCAUUUGCAUCAAAACCCUUGUGUUGCUUUUUGGUAAGAACCGUGCAGAAGAGGGAAUUAGCUGUUUACAUGGUGCCAAAUUUAGGAGAGGCAGAGUGUGAUCUUUAUUGAGUGGUGCGUGCUUGAUCAAUAAGGCACAUUUAACCUUGAAUUCUUUUGAAAUCAAAUGCAAUUGAAAAUUUUGUUUUGCUGGGCUGUGAAGCAGGCUGCAAACAAGGCCAUUUUGGCAGCAAAAUGACCAAAAGCUGAAACAAAAUUUCUUGUUCCGUGAUGCUUGUGGCAUCCUUUGCUAAUGAGUAAAGCUCCACACUAACAAUAGGUAAUUGAACUACUUAUGAAUCCCACAUAGAGGACUGUGAUCUAUCUUUUUGCAUUUCGGCAUCAGAAACGCAGUCUAGACCACAGCAUUGGAGGUUCUGGAGCCUCAGGAGCAGAGCCAGCACAGAGGUCACUUGUAGCUGAACAAGAGAAGGAGUUAGGCUCGCAGUGUCAUUGCCCAUGUGAUGGCCUCUCUACUUGGGCUCUGGGGAUGUUUGAUUCAUUUCAGGUCUUUUCUUUAGUUUGGCUUCAUUACCGUGGUGUGGGCCAUAUACUUUUUGUUUCCCGGGGAGAAUGCUUUGUAGAAAUCUCAGCAUUAGGAGCCGCGGUCAGUGUUCUGUAGGUCCGGUGCACCUUCUGUGAGCCGGCGUGAGAACAGAGUGCUUACUCUAGCGGCUGUGGAUGCGGUCUGGUCCAGGGCACAGUUUACAGGAUAUGUCAUGAUUCACGGGGUGGCGGCAGGGAUGGUAAAAGCAGUUUGCUCUUGGUAUCAGCUGCUUCCUUUGUUAAUGCUUGAGCUGUCUUACUUGUCAGUAUUUCCUUAUCUCCCGCUCCGGUCGUGCCAGCUAGUAGAGUUACAGGUGGUGGCAGCAGUCAGGAUGGGCUCCUACCCCAUCAGGAAAUGGCACAGAGGGAGAAGGUGAGGGAAUCGGUGGGUUCUGCUAUAGUGGCCCAGAGAUGCUUUCACAAAACUACAUUAAGAUCCCCAAACAGAUGAAUGUCAAAUGCCUGGAAACAGCAACAUGGGAAAGAAGCAAGGAAAAUGAAUGAUCCUGCUGAAGAGUGUGGAUUGAAAGGUUCUUAACAAGCCCGGCAAAAUAAACUUAUGGCCAAAAGGAGAAAUUUUCCUGCCACUGCAAAUAGACAUGAUAAACUCUAAAAUUGCCAAGUUUUUGGAAUAAAAACUUUUCAAGUACAGUAUUGAAGAAUGAGGCAGAUCCUGAAGACGUUGGCCAGGGAAAGCAAUCCUGGCAAAGUCCAGAAGUGAGAAGGCAUGAGGAAGAGAAGGGGAGAUGCUUAGAGCAGGGGUGCUGGGGCUCCUCGACCACCGGCAGCAGCACAUACUUGCCCCCACCAGACCCCACCCGAAUCGGAAACUGAGGGUGGCCGGGCAGUCUCACGAGGCCUCCGGGGGACUCUGAUGCACGCGGAUGUUUUGAGAACCAUAGGCUUUGCUGUACCUAAGUGUUUUAACAUAUUGGCAUCCCCCUAAGCUCUGAGGUGCUUUUCCCUCCAUAAGUAUAGACAUGUUUUGUAUACGAUUCUUUGCAGAAACUGUUAAUGUCUUUAUUUCCCAUCCUUUUUCCCUAAAGCCCCUAAAAGAUCUGGAAAUAUUGAGAAAGAAUGAUGUGGAGAAAAUUGCCAUCAAGGCCAUAUUUAGAUGGAUGGAAACAACCUUUAAAGUGGAUUAAAAUAUAACAAUGAAUUUUUA